Molecule: messenger RNA, 1008 nt
Organism: Sorex araneus (European shrew)
Lineage: Eukaryota; Metazoa; Chordata; Mammalia; Eulipotyphla; Soricidae
Product: mas-related G-protein coupled receptor member X2-like
Exons: 1
Coding region: 1-1008 (335 amino acids)
Biological process (GO): G protein-coupled receptor signaling pathway
Cellular component (GO): membrane
Molecular function (GO): G protein-coupled receptor activity
Source: RefSeq, a predicted model, not a curated record
AUGGAUCCAACAGUCUCAGGCUGGGGCACUAUACCCACACCAGUGAACGGAAAUGACCAGGUCCUUCUUUCAACUGUCAGUACUGACACACCGGUCCUGAAAUUUCUGGACUUCAUCAUUGCCCUAUUUGGUCUCUCAGGAAACGCUGUGGUGUUGUGGCUUCUAGGAUUCUGCAUGAAGAGGACUGCCAUCUCAGUAUAUAUCCUCAACCUGGCGGGGGCUGAAUUUAUCUCUCUCUUCCUAGAGAUUACAGAAUCCCUGAAGGAAAUCAUUGAAUACUUCUACUCCAUCACAAUUUCCUUCUCUAAGUUUUUCUUCAUUUUAUCAACCUCUGCCUACAUUGCAGACAUAACCUUGUUCUUGGCCAUUACCACUGAGUGUUGUCUCUCUGGUAUGUGCCCCAUAUGGUAUCAAUAUCAUCGCCCAAGACACACAUCAAGCGUCAUGUGUUCUAUGAUCUGGAUCCUGUCCCUUCUGUUCAGUAUCUUGCAUUGGAGCUACUGUCAGUUCACUGAGGGAGGUUAUUUCAAUGCUUGGUGUCUGGUGUUUUAUUUCAUCGCUGCUGCAUUGAUAAUUUUCUUACUUGCACUUUUCUCUUGCCUUAGUCUGACACGCCUGGUCAAAUCCCUGUGUGGCUCCCGGCGAAUUCAGCUGACUGGACUGAAUUUGACCACUGGACUCACUGUUCUUGUCUUCCUCCUCUGUGACCUACCCUUAGGUAUCUCCUCGUACUUUCUAAUGCGGAAUCAGGAGAUUUCUGAUGUGUACCACAAACCACUUUAUCUGGUGACAACUGUACUCUCCUAUGUGACCAAGUGUGCCAAACCCAUCAUUUACUUCUUGGUUGGCUUCUUUAAGCAGUGGCAGAGACAGCACCAGCGCUGGUGGCAGCUGACUCUCAAGGUGAUACUCCAGAGAGCUCUGGAAGACUACUCCGAAGUGGGUGAAAGUGGAGGCAGUCCUCCUCAAGAGACUCUGGAGAUGUCGGGGAUCAGUCAGAGGUCCUGA